This is a messenger RNA of Symbiodinium necroappetens, 4707 nucleotides long. The record is from the annotation of a GenBank genome assembly. Lineage: Eukaryota; Dinophyceae; Suessiales; Symbiodiniaceae.
AUGGCCUGGCUCGGCUUGCCUUCCAAGGGCUCCACGGACGUGACUCUCACCUUCAUGGCUUUGUUCUGCGUCCGCGACCUACGGCGAGUGCAAGCCAAGCCAAAGAGGAACGAGGCAGAGCCAGGUCGUUCCUUGCCUGUCAUCGCAGAUUCAGUGCAAGGGAACUGGCCCGAGGACCAUGCCGAGGGCGAGGAUGAAGCUUUCGGCGCAUCCCCGGGUCCGGGUGAAGAGGACGACUCCAUCUCGCAGGCCCGAGGAGUCGACUUCGAAGCAGCGAUGCAUGACAAUCACGCCGCCAGCGAGCACAUCUUGCUGAACCCUGCAACUGGAUUUCAGGUGGUGGCCUUCCUGCUAGUGUGUUUCCAAGCCCCUGUGGCGGUCGAACUGGCAGGUUGCAGCGAGAAGACCUGCCCGGAGACUUUCUUCGUUUCUCCGGACGUUUGCAGACUACUGGCUGCGCAUGACAGCACUGCCUGGCGGGCCGGCUGGCGACCGCUCACGGUUCUGCUCCAAAGCCUUGGCGUGCAGAAGUUCCGAGAAGGUGUCAGCUUCAGCUGGGCCAACCUGUGGAUAUUUGUGAUCUUUCUCAUUUCCAACUUGCAGGCACUCGCCCUCGAGCGAUGGGAAGGAGAGUUCCAAGCAGAGAACCAGAACCAGAUCGAAAGAAUUGACCUACGAGAGCGCUGGUACCAGGAGCAUUUGCUGCAUUGGCGACGCCUGGAACUGCGGAGGAUCGACACAAAACACAAGGUUCUACUGGUCAAGCUGCGGUGUCUCACUGGCUUCAUCACUGAGCUGAGGGCCAUUUGGCAAAAUCGACGUGGCGAGCUGACAACCCAGGAGCGGUCACAGAGGGCAAGAGAGGAUCGCAUCCACAACUUGUGCCUCUCCUCUGGGCUUCCACCUGCUGCAGUUCAGCCAGUACUGGAGGCCUUCGUCCAAGCAGCAGCCAAAGCCGCAGGGCCUUGCGGCGAGCUCCUGAAGAUGGACAGUGCACCAGAAGAAUGUCGCCCGGGCCCAAAGGCAGGCAUGGCAGAGGAGGAGAUCUGCAGCAACAAUGCCAAGGUCGUAGAGGUGAGCCGGAUCGAAGCGGCGGAAGAGAUAAAUCAAUGCGUUUGCGAGCACCUCAAGGAUCUCCAGCUGCAGCGGCUACGUCGGAUCUCGGCUAAGGAAGUGUCGGAGCGGAAGACCUCACUGCUGGAGAGAUGUGCUCGGGCCGGAGAGGUCGUACAGGAUGCAGCAGCUGCACCACAGGCAUCACAGGUGCAAGAGGGCAGUGCCACGUUGCAGACUGGCAUCCCGGAGGAAGCAGCUGGAGAGGACGCCGAAGUGCCCACGGAGUCUGAAGCCUCUGCUCUCCGCAGGAGCAAAUACCGCCGGCAAAAUUCUUUGCUUGGUGAUGGCUUUCUCGCGACUGGUACGGCGAAGGAGAAGCAGGCUUUGUUUGCCGAUGUCAAGGUUCGAUGCUUGGAAAUGGCACGUGGAGCACUGGGAUUACUGGUGGAUGACUUCCUCUACACCUAUGACCCGGAAGAUACACUGCAAAGUCACCGGCGGCAUGACAGCCUGGCAGCACUCCUGUACAAGGCCUUUUGGUCUCAAACGCUCCUGCUUCUGAUGAUCUUCACUGUCGUACACUUCGCGAUGUACACAUGCGUGCUUUCAGCAGUGACAUCGUGCACUCUGGUGGUGUCUUUGAUGACCUUCCCGCAUCCACAUCCAAGGUUCUGGAAGGGGCUCAUCAUGUUCAACCUCACUAUCGUGCUGCUCAAGGUACUUUACCAGCUGCCGAUCUUUCCCACAUCUUUCGAUUACGUGCAGCUGAAGGCUGAUAUGCAAAGUGGGUUCUUGAAUGGAGUACCAGUGCCAUGGGAAUCAGUCCUGGGCCUGGAGAAGGUGGCACCCGCAGGCCCACUGCCGGGCCAGAACAACGAAGAGGUGUUGGUGACAGAUGCGGUUCGAGAGUUGGAAGAACGGGGACUGGUCGGCCAUUCCUUGCUGGGCCUGCUGUGGUCUGAUCUGCUCGUGUGCCUCUUUCUUGUCUGCCAUUGGCACACGCUUCGUCACAGCGGCCGCUUGGGCAAUCCUGCGCACAUUUGUCGAAGGCUAGCUCUGGACGACAUGCGAAGGAAGCAGCAGGAUCCACCGACUCAGAAGUGUGAGCACGGCAAGCGGCAUCUCACAGUGCCAUCGCCUUUUGGCCCGGCCUCGCGUGCACCACACAAGCGCUUGACAACGACUGCCGCAACUGCAGUGCAGGCUGUCUCGGACACGGCGGCGGCGAGCAGCUUUACGAAGGCGCUGCACCGCGAUGCGAGGGACUGUCUCGACUUUGCCGGGCUGCGAAAACCUGCCAUGGACCUUUUCGCCCCGCGCGCUGGGUUGAUGAUGUGUUGCUUCUGCAUUGUGCUGAUCAGCUGGAACAGCCUGAUGGACAAUAGGGAAUCCUUCGCAGAUUCCCUCUCCUCUAGCAGCUUCAGUGGCAAGCAGGUGAUGGCCGUGGCUCUUUUUAUCGGGCUCUUGGUGGAAGCGAGAGCAGAGUACACGUGGUACACGCAGCACCGAUCCAAAGGCCCUGACGGCUGGCAGUUCCAAGCGAAGGAGGAGAAGAAUGGGUGCCGCUCCGAGACAGGAGGAACCCCGGUGCAGCCAAGCGAGGAGCGUAAUUUGCAGCCCACGAUGAAUCUCAUCAUGUACUUCGCCCAGAGGAUAAUCCUUUUGACGGAGCUGGUGACGCUGCAUUCCUUCUUCAUCGUGCGGUGGUCCAGCAGCACCACCUACCAGCCGAGGAUGACAAACUCCAUCCAGAUGCUGUUCUACGUCUUCUUCAUGCUCUACUUGGCUCUCACUUCCUUGCAGCUCAGGUAUGAUGUUCAUGUCACAAGCGGUGGGUUGGGCCUGACUCACAGCAUGAACUUCUUCUACUCUGUGGCAUUCAAGGCGUAUCUGGCGGUUCCCUUCGUGGAGGAGAUGCGAGUGCUGACAGACUGGACUGUGACAAGGACUUCCAUGGACUUCUUCAUGUGGAUGAAGCUGGAGGAUGCGCAGCAGGGGCUUUACAGGACAAAGCGAGACUUUCACAUGCGUCGUUGGUAUCCUCCUGCAGCAGCACGGCCAACAUGGGAGAAGGUUCUUCAAGGCGGAUUGUUGCUCGUGGGGCUGGCUCUCCUCAUUGUCGGUCCGAUUGCGCUGUUUUCUUCCUUGAACCCAAGCCUGCAGUCCAACCGACUGACAUCUGGGACUUUGACUGCAACUCUGCUGGUUCAGUCAAGCGACCAGGGCAUCAGAAAGUUGCAUCUCUUUGAAGGAAGCCAAAGCUCCAUCACCGCGGACGUGUGGCAGCAUGGAGAUAUGUCUCGCAUGGAUACGUCCAAUGUGACGUGGGUGGAAGAAUCCGAGCGGAGCUUCGACUCUACCGACCCAUCCAGCCUGGCGGCGCGCAUCACGGAAAGCCUUAGUGAUCCGGAUGUCACUGCUUGGAUAGAAAUAGAGUAUGUCUUGCUCUUCAAUGGCGACACUAGUCAAAGCAAGAGGGCAGAACUUCCACCCAGAAGAGUCAAGCUUAGCAAGAAUGCGACGCUUCAGCUUGGCAGGCUCGUCAAUGAAAGCUUGGACUUGUCCGACAUACAAGAGGAUCCCAUCUUCAUUUCACAAGCAACAACCAAGACCUUGCGGGUGAGUUCGAAUUUGGAGGCGCAGUACACGGGCAAGGAGAUGGACUUCCUGCUCACGUUCCGAUCCAGCGAAUUCGGCGUGCACCGGCACUCGCAUGGCCGAGAUCGCGGCAGCCAACUUCGCGCAGCGCCUGUGCGCGGAGUUUGGUUGCUGUCAAAAGCUUCCCCAGAAUGCUGGGCGAAGCAGGCUGGAUCCUCGGACAGCGAAGGCAGAGGCCAGGCGAGAGUGGACUGCCGGAUCUCACAAUUCGUAGCCAGCGAGAAAAGUGCACCUGCACCCAUGGGCUACUCCGGUUCUUGGGGUGUGAUGGGCAUCUACCUGGGUGUGGUGUAUGCGGUUGGCCGAUUCCUUCGACUCGUGUUCCAGGAUUCAUCCAAGCGGGCUAUUUACGAGGAGCUUCCUGACGUUCAGCUCUUGCAGGACUUGUGCAACGGAAUUUACAUUGCCCGCAUCCAGCACCUGCUCAAGACAGAAUUCAAGCUGUACUACCAGCUGAUGAACCUCUUCCGCAGCCCGGAACUACUGCUUACGGUCACGGGAACUUUCGGAGCGCAGAAGAUCGACGGCGAGAUGGACUUUCUGGCUGAGCUGGACGAUGGCCAUCUCGGCUUCGACAGUGCAGGUACGAGGGUGCAAUCUGACCCACGGCUGAAAGCGCCAGAAACAUUUGGGUCUCUAGGCACGACGGCCAUCAGCCCCAUUCCAGGGUCCGAGCAGGGAUCACAAGAGACUGGCGAGAUGCCGCAAGCUUCAGAGAACACCAACGUCGAUGAUGAUUUGAGGCAGAUUCAAGAGCUUCAAGAGGAACUUGAUCACCACUUCGGAGAUGUGCCCAUGCCAAGCGUUGGCAGGUUCGCCGGAGUCGCUGAUUCCGAGAUGCCACUCGGUGAUGUCACCGUCGCCACAGAGCUUCGAGGAGGGGAGAACCCAAUCCCGACCUCCCCGACGAGCGAACUUCGGCGCAGACAUUUACAGGCGGCCGCGUCUAGCGGCAAUGCGGGAAUUAGCACCAGCAGCCGCUUGGAGAUGUGA